Messenger RNA from Emys orbicularis (European pond turtle), 1869 nucleotides. It is a transcript of the gene BORA, whose product is annotated as BORA aurora kinase A activator. The coding region runs from base 1 to 1869 and encodes 622 amino acids. Gene Ontology annotation, molecular function: protein kinase binding. Gene Ontology annotation, biological process: regulation of mitotic nuclear division; activation of protein kinase activity; regulation of mitotic spindle organization. Gene Ontology annotation, cellular component: nucleus; cytoplasm. The transcript has 12 exons. Lineage: Eukaryota; Metazoa; Chordata; Testudines; Emydidae. The record is from RefSeq and is a predicted model, not a curated record.
AUGGGAGAUGCAAAAGAAACUCAAAUGCAAAUAACACCAAAGACUCCAGGACGGGCCACUGUCCUAAACCCCUUUGAAAGUCCAAGUGAUUACUAUAGUCUGCAGGAGCAGAUUGUUUCCAGUCCUUCUGUCUUUAAAUCAACAAAAUCCUCAUCAACUCCAGGAAAAUUUAGGUGGUCUAUUGAUCAACUUGCCCUAAUAAAUCCUGUGGAAAUUGACUCUGAAGAUAUUCGGCGUCAGGCAAUGUAUUUAAGUCAUGCCAGAAUAGAUAAAGAGAUGGAAGACAAAAGACAGAAAGCCAUUGAAGAGUUUUUCACCAAAAGUCUUAUCGUUCCCUCUCCUUGGACAGAUCAUGAAGGGAAGCAAGUUUCCCAGUUUCAUUCCACUAAAUGUAUAGAUUUAAAUAACAUUUCACCGAUUGGAAGACAGCUAACUGUGCAACCUGGAAAAAGCAAUGCUGCUUGUCAGACAGUAUUGUCUUUGCCUGUGGAUUUUAACUUAGAAAAAAUAUUAGGUGAAUAUUUUAGAACAGAAGAAUUUGCAGACCAGUCUCAGGAAAGCCUAAGCUCCUCAUCACUGAGAAGAAAGCUGUUUUUAGAUGAGAAUGGAAGUGUAUCUGAGUGUUUGUCUCUUUCUCCACAAAGCCCUUGUAAUAAUCCACCAGCAUCACUUGGAGUGCUGUGUUCAAUAGAUAUUUCUCCAGCCCGGUGCAGAAGCCCUGUGGAAACAUCUAGUUCAGGUCAGUUUUCCUCCAGUCCUAUUCAGGGAGGUACAAGGGCAUACAGUCUGGGAAGCAUUACCAGUCCCACGUUUCCAGAGAGGUCCCCUGCAAAUAUCGCUUCCCCUACUUUUUCUCCAAUUGCUUUUCAGAUAAGAAAGACACCAUUGUCAGAACAAAGGAAGUUGACUUUUCGUUCUCCCGAUGUUCCUUCUGCGCCAGUCUCAAACAGAAUGACACCCCCAAGUACUAGAAGUCCUUAUAUAGAUGGCUGUUCUCCAAUUAAAAAUUGCUCUCCUAUGAGACUUGGAGCAUGCAAAGGGACUGCACAGUAUCAAACUUCCCUCAUUAGGAUACCAUUUACCCUUGAAAAUCACAACGAAGAGGAAGAAGACAAAGAGAAUGCCCUACCUGCAGAAGUUCUGUUACCACAGAUGGACACUGGAGUAAAUUUACAGCAGCAGGAUGGUGAUACUUUUGCACAUGGUACACACUUAGUUGUGGCGACUGUAUCUAUUUCACCAGAUCACUCUGAAGCUUGUGAACAAGGACUGGCAUCGUUGCAGGAUAUGGAAGGUUUAAAAGAAAAUAAUACUGUUGAUAUGGUUGAUUCAGUUGAGGUGUCAGAUGAGAACACUUGGGUUAAGGAAUGUGUUGGUAAUAGCAGUAUGCCAAUGACCAGCUUCAUGACAGGAAUUACUUUCAGUAUUGAAAGCUCUCACAUGUGCAUAUCACCUCUUGCAGAAAGCAGUGUAAUUCCUUGUGACAGCAGUAGUAUUCAGGUGGACAGUGGCUAUAAUACACAGACAUGUGGAAGCAGCAUUAUGGAUACAGUUGGGGCUGAGAACAAUUGCAGAGACAAUAAUGUACAUUCUUAUGAGGCUCAGAACAAAUCUCAGCUUUCCAAAACUAAGGAGUUUCCUGUUUUAAACCGUAAAGACAAUCAGCUGUUGAGAGCAAAGUCUCCAGAGAUUCAACCAUGUUUCCAUAAAGUAAAAACAUACAAUACAUUAUUCAGUCAAAAUGCAACUUGCAACUUUUCUACUUGGAAACAUACCAACGAACAUCAGAUUCAGGGAUUUCACAAAAAUGUAAGGACAAACAGUCCCAAGAUCUUGGAUGGAGAGUCUGCCUGUCAUUCUAUGCAAUAA